AUGAUAUCGAAGCACAGGUUAAGGCUCUUCCUCUUGAUAGUUGUUGCACUAGUUGGGUUACACUUUCUCACUACCAACAACUUCAGCAAUCAGGACUUGCAACGAAUACUUGAUGAAUCAUUGAAUAAAAAGCCCGCAAGUAACAACCAUAAACAGCCUUCUCCUGGGAAGGAUAUUCCUCAGACUCCAAACCAGCAAGACAGUUCCAAACAACAGUCUGAUUCAACGAAAGCGAACUCGAAACUGAAACCCAAAAACCCAAAGAUUGAUGAUUAUACCAUAUUUUUUGAGGAUCUCGAAAGAUACCAGAUAAAUCAACCAUCAAUUAAGGAUAGGUACAAGGAAAAAGAUCAAAAAGCCAAGGAGCUUUUUUCCACUAGUGAUUCGUUUUUGUUCAAUAAAGAGUAUCUUGAGAACGUGUUGGAUAUAUCCGAAAAGACUUUUGACGAGAUGAAGGCCAGUCACACGAUGUACGUGAAUGAACGCAUACCACAGCUUCUCAAUGAGGGAGUUGUCACAUUUGGUAAAAUGGUUCCCAGUGAUCCAGAUUGGAAUAUUUAUGAAGGGUCGUCAGGCUAUGUGUUAGUUGGUGGAGGCAGAUAUAGCUGGUUGUCGUACCUUGUUAUAAAACAAUUACGUGCCACGGGUGCCCAAUUACCAAUUGAAUUAUUUCUUGCAACGGAGGACGAUUAUGAAAAGAACUUUUGUGAACACAUAUUAAGAACGUACAAUGCCAGGUGUAACGUGUUUGAUAAAAACUUGGCUCAAGAUUUGCUAACGAGAUUCAACAUCGGAGGAUAUCAAUACAAAAUGUUGGCAUUAUUAAGUUCAAGGUUCGAAAAUGUGUUGUAUUUGGACUCCGACAACUUUCCCACGAAAAAUGUGGACUACCUUUUUACUUCUGAUUUGUACAAGAAAAACAAUUUGAUUUUAUGGCCUGAUGCUUGGGCUAGAACCACCAAUCCUAUGUAUUACGAUAUCGCUGGUGUUGAAGUAAGGGAGAACAAACUUCGGUACAGUGCAUACGAUAUCAAACAAGCUGGAGGAAAGGAAAACCUUCGUCCAAUGUCAGAAUACACUUUUGAAAACUCCUGGUUCCACGAUUUUGAUGGAACGUUACCCGAUCCAACUUCGGAGACUGGAAUGUUUAUGGUCAACAAAACUAGUCAUUUGAAAACAUUACUUCUUUGUUUGUACUACAAUGUGUUUGGUCCUAAUUAUUACUACCCAAUCUUGACUCAAGGUUCAGCAGGGGAAGGUGACAAGGAGACUUUUAUUGCUGCAGCGCAUGCGUUGAAUGAACCAUGGCACCAGACAUUGAAACAAUUUCAGUGGACUGGUUACCAUUCAAAAGCAACAAAUUCCUUUAAGUCGAAAGCAUUGGCCCAUUACGAUCCAGUUCAAGCAUCAACAGAUUCGAAGAAUGUUGACGUUAUUUUUAUGCACUUGUCGUACCCUAAGUUCUAUCCGAAUUGGUUGGUGGAUAAUCAUGAUCUUAUUUACGAAAAUUCAGAUGAGCAUAUACGUAUGUAUGCUGGUGUUAAGGAAAAUGUUGGCUAUGAUUUUGAUUUACGCGUGUUGCAAUUUUUCACUGAAAGUAUUUGUCCAAACUAUUAUGGGUCUAAUGGAAAAGCCAUUGAUGAGGAUGUUUCUUUGACUAAAGACACCACAUAUAUGGGAGAGUAUCUUCAGUACAUCAAGGACGAAGAGCAAAACAAUAUCAAACGAUGUGAAGAAGUGUUUAUUCCACAUUUGAAAUGGUUAAAGGAAACCAAGGAUGCUAAAGAGUCAAAAGAUGAUACCAAAGCCUAA
Lodderomyces parapsilosis is the source of this 1812-nucleotide messenger RNA. RefSeq names its product Mnn2p (gene MNN2). Bases 1 to 1812 code for a protein of 603 amino acids. The record is from RefSeq and is a predicted model, not a curated record. Gene Ontology annotation, biological process: mannan biosynthetic process. The transcript has a single exon. Gene Ontology annotation, molecular function: alpha-1,2-mannosyltransferase activity. NCBI's taxonomy places the organism in Eukaryota, Fungi, Ascomycota, Pichiomycetes, Serinales, Debaryomycetaceae. Gene Ontology annotation, cellular component: Golgi apparatus.